This is a messenger RNA of Pieris macdunnoughi, 2847 nucleotides long. Lineage: Eukaryota; Metazoa; Arthropoda; Insecta; Lepidoptera; Pieridae. The record is from the annotation of a GenBank genome assembly.
AUGCAGGGCAAGUAUCGUUAUAUACUUUUAACUCCGAACUAUUUGCCCGGAGUUCUGAACCCCUAUUUGCUUAGUAUCGUAAAUGUGAACUUCGACUUUUCUGUUUCAGGAAUUCUACUUAUAGUACUAACGCUUUAUGGUUUUAGCGAUGGAGCAUUGCGGAAUUUUAUUUUGUUAAAAAAGCAUUUGAGUAUUGGUGUUAUUCUACCACCAAACACGGUAACGGAAGUGGCCUUCGAAUCAGCUCUUGUUCGUGCUUCCAUGGAAAGUAAAAAGUACAAUUAUGUAAUGAAUAUACGGUACGCGCCGUACGGAGACAGUUUUGCAGCAUCCAAGGCAGCGUGUGAUCUGCUCGCCAGCGGUGUGAUUGCAAUCUAUGGACCCACUGAUCCGUACUCGGCGGACGCCGUCCAGGCACAUUGUCGAGCAGCCGGAGUGCCGCACAUACAAGCAUCUUGGCGACCUCCACCAAUAAGAGGCUAUGAAAUACCCUCUCCGCCAGGCUUCAAUUUAUAUCCCGAAGCCGUAGCUCUGUCAGAAGCAAUGGCACAAUUUGUAAAAGACAGUGACUGGAAUACCUACACUUUUCUUUAUGACGACGAUGAAGGGCUAAUUCGAUUACAGGAAGUUCUUAAAUACGCUCCUUCGACAGACAAGUGGCUGGUAAGAAGACUCAAGAGAGGGGAAGAUAAUAAACAACUGUUAAAAUCACUCAAGGCCCGGGGACAAACUAGAGUGAUUUUGGACUGCCCGUCUGAUAGGGUACUUCAAUAUUUACGACAGGCUCACGAUGUUAAGUUCUUCGAAGAUUACAUGAGUUACGUCCUCAUGUCUUUAGAUGCUCAUACAUUGGACUUGCAAGAACUACGCCAUGGACUUUCAAAUGUUACAUGUUUGAGGAUUUUCGAUCAUUCAGAUUCUAGAACUAUUUCCUACCUAGCUGACUGGAAUUCGAGAAAUCCUAACAAUAUAAAACUUCCUAACGAAACUCACCAAAUUACGGUAGAGGCUGCUUUGGCGACCGACGUCGCGCUGUUAAUAACCGAUUCUGUAGAAAACGCGCCCGAAAACUUUGAAAUUGAACCAGAACCUCUUGAAUGUGAUUCCGAUAAUAAAUGGAAAAUCGGGAGUGAGUUUAACGAAUUAAUACUGACGAACGAAAUAACAGGAAUAACUGGCCAAAUAUCCUUAGACAAUUCAACGGGAGACCGCACCAACUUCGAUGUGGAAAUAAUGGAGCUGUCAAACAGUGGCUUUAAUAAAAUCGCAAAAUGGCGUUCCGAUACAGGAUUCGUACAUUUUCGAAGUGCGAACGAUGUCUCAGACCGUUUAGCAGAAAUAUGGCAAAACAAAACAUUUAAAGUCGUGUCGAGGAUUGGCGCGCCCUACCUCGUCGAAAGAGUGCCUGAAAAAGGAGAAACACUGACAGGGAAUGACCGCUAUGAGGGCUACUCAAAAGAUUUGAUACAUGAGAUAUUGAAGGAAACAUUGCAUCUGAAUUAUGAGUUAGAGAUUGUACCGGACAAAAGUUAUGGAUCGUACAAUAAAGAUACAAAGAAAUGGGACGGCCUUAUUGGGCAUUUGAUAGAAAGGAAGGCAGAUUUGGCUAUUUGCGAUCUCACCAUUACUUAUGAGAGACGUUCAGCUGUGGACUUUACAACGCCGUUUAUGACAUUGGGGAUCAGUAUUCUGUAUUCAAAGCCCAAACCGCCGGAACCCGAGCUAUUCUCAUUUCUAAAGCCUUUCUCAGUUGACGUUUGGAUCUACAUGGCCGCGGCUUAUUUAAUGGUUUCGUUAUUGCUUCAUAUUUUAGCCAGGCUCGCGCCAAAUGAUUGGGAGAACCCGCAUCCAUGUGAUAAGUCUCCAGAGGAAUUGGAGAAUAUUUGGCAUAUCAAGAAUUCUUGCUGGCUUACCGUUGGAUCGAUUAUGACACAAGGAUCUGAUAUAUUGCCAAAAGGCUACUCAACUCGCUGGGUGUGCGGUAUGUGGUGGUUUUUCGCUCUCAUUAUGUGCUCGUCUUACACUGCAAACUUAGCUGCCUUUUUAACAAACGCCGCUAUGGAUGAUUCAAUAAAGAGCGCCGAAGACUUAGCUAUGCAAACUAAAAUUAAAUUUGGCACCGUGGAUGGCGGUUCCACUUCUAGUUUUUUUAAGAGAUCUAAUGUGUCUACAUACCAACGCAUGUGGACAGCAAUGGAAUCAGCACGACCGUCGGUGUUUGUGAAGAACAAUGAUGAAGGAGUCGAGAGAGUGAACAAGGGGAAGCGGCAAUACGCCUUUCUCAUGGAAUCCACUGCCAUCGAGUACCAGUUAGAGCGACACUGCGACCUUAUGCAAGUUGGAGGUUUGCUUGACUCCAAAGGAUAUGGAAUUGCAAUGCCUUUCUUUUCAUCCUAUCGCACUGCAGUAGACAACGCUGUACUAAAAUUAGCCGAAAGCGGUAAAUUAGUGGAACUGAAAAAUAGAUGGUGGAAACUUCCAGAAGAUGCACCUAAGAAGUGUGUUCUUGAGGAAGCGACAGACGAUGGUGCAAGUGCUGCGGAACUAGGUGUGGACAAUGUAGGUGGAGUAUUUGUUGUGCUAGGCAUAGGCUGUGGCAUGGCCGCUAGCAUGGGUGCUUUAGAGUUUCUUUGGCACGUGAAAGAUGUGGCGAUUGAGCAGAAGAUGACUCAAUCGGAAGCUUUUUGGGCGGAAUUGGCGUUCGCGUUGAGUUUCUGGGAGACUGAGAAACCUGUAGAGCAUUCAAGGCCGUCUUCGUCUGCAUCAGGGGAUAUGGCUUCAAGAGCUUCAUCGGUUUUAAGAUCGGCCGCUGAUUUAUUUAGCAUCGAUAUGUUUAAUAAACAUUGA